AUGCCCAAGAGUCAGAAGGUAUCGAAGAAGUCGAUUGGUAUGCCAAAAGCGCCUUGGAUCUAUGUUAACGAUCCUACACCUGGAGCAUGCCAUGCGUUGGAACUGGCAGCCAUGAUAGAAGGCGCUCUAUGUAUCAGAUUCUGGGAGCGUCCCGCAGACUACACUUUGGACGGCAAACGUUCAGUCAUUCUCCUCGCCAAGCAGCCACAUUGCGCAACCACUGAGAGUCUUACCGCUCUGAAAGAAGUCAGAGCUAUGGCCCGAAGUCGUGCCGCCAAUUUUGUGACAGUGAACAUCACCACUGGCUCGGAAAAAGCUCCUGCACAUGAUGAGCUUCGAGGCAACCAUCUCGAAGUCGUGGCUGCCAAAGAUGUAGCCCAAACCAUCCAUAAGUGGCUUUUAGUCACCGUUCUCACCAUUCGAGAGACUCUUUACCUGAUCUCACAGGCUGAGAUGAAGAAAGCCGACACCAAAUUCCCCAACUAUGCCUACUGUCCUAUCUCACAGGUGGAUUCCAUCCCGAAGAACGCCAAGAUACAGCUGGUCUGCCUUAUCCUUGACAAGCCGCAAAUCAAGGACGGUAAUCGUUUGACUUGGUCUGUCGCUGAUCGUACAGGUGUUGCCAAGUUCUACUUUCAAUGGCGCGACAGCAGUUCUCAGCACACAUGGGACUUUGUGCUCAACCUCAAAGCUGGUCAACGAGCAGCGCUGCCACGAAUGCCCAUGGUUGAAUUCAGGGAGAAGAAGCGAGUGAGAUUGGUGAAAGCACCACUCCGGGCCACUGCUGCCGUCUUUGCAGGAACUGGGCUUGCUAUUAGAGCUGUGGGUAAUGGUCUUUGCAAGGUCGGUAAGGCUGUCAGCAUGGGCAAGAGUAGUGAGUGGGUAUCUGAGGCUGAUGUCGGACCUGAUGGGAAGAAGAUUGAUUGGAGUAAGGUAGGGCAGGCGGUGGAUGCGAAGAAACCUAGCUCAUCGAAGAUUACCGAGAUGUGCAACGAGAAGAGCGAGAAGACAUGGGGUGAUGAUGCAAGUGUUGCCAGCACUGAUGUAGGAAGCGUUGUGGAUGAGAAGGCUGAGAAGGAGUUUUCCUAG
Lithohypha guttulata is the source of this 1089-nucleotide messenger RNA. RefSeq lists its product as uncharacterized. NCBI's taxonomy places the organism in Eukaryota, Fungi, Ascomycota, Eurotiomycetes, Chaetothyriales, Trichomeriaceae. Bases 1 to 1089 code for a protein of 362 amino acids. The transcript is spliced from 3 exons. The record is from RefSeq and is a predicted model, not a curated record.